Synchiropus splendidus (mandarinfish) is the source of this 1428-nucleotide messenger RNA. It is a transcript of the gene tektl1, whose product is annotated as coiled-coil domain containing 105. The coding region runs from base 55 to 1428 and encodes 457 amino acids. The record is from RefSeq and is a predicted model, not a curated record. The transcript has 8 exons. Lineage: Eukaryota; Metazoa; Chordata; Actinopteri; Syngnathiformes; Callionymidae.
GACGUUUCUAAUGUAUACCUUCUAGCUUAAUGUCACAGUUCAAACACUAGGAGGAUGCAAAUGCAGUUGGUCCCUUUCGGAUCCGUGACCAUCGGACCACAAUCUUGGCGAGAGGGAACGAUUCGAUCCAUCCGGCGAGCGGAGCGGCUUGUCCGGCAGACUCGCGCAGGACAAGCGCUGAACGCCGUCGGUCAUGUAUCCAGGUCCAGGCAGGGAAUCUUGGAAACUAAGAAUAAGACGAGAGCUGAUGAGGAAACUGGAGAAGUUCUUCCAACAAGCCAAAAAUACAAGUCAACAAGACAAUCUACAGCGGCACCGGCCCCGUUUCCCCUCUCAAGCUUGCGUGACCAGUGUGCUGAGGCCACCGUUGCAGUGGCCAGCGAGUACAUGCGCAAGGUGCGAGAGGUCGAGGGUCAACUGCGCAGACAAGCCAGCAAUGUGAACCAGGAGGUAGUCAAACUGCAGCGGGAGAAGGGUCAUCUGGAGAGCAUGCUGCGUAAACUCAGCGCUGACCUGAUGGUCAACAGGAUGAGCUCUGAGGGCAGGACCCGGAGACCUACAGCAAGAGAGAGAGAGAGAGACGGCGCUGACUAUCUGCUGGCACGUGAAAAAAAGGAGCUUUUACAGUUGACACGAGAAGUGGAAGAAUCUCUGAGGAGCACUACCAGUCAGCUUCAGGAUCUGGGUCACAGCAACAGACAGCUGACUCAAUGUGCCAGAGAACGAGCCCGAGUCCUGGAGCUACUGCCUCCCAAGAGCUCUGGCGUUGGAUAUGGAGCUUCCACUGAGGCCAAAGCUGACCCCAUCGGCCCUUUCACUCCUGAAUGUAAAAGCAUUUUAGAGUCAUCCACAACCACUGUGCAACAGUCAGAACGUCUGAGGAGUGACAUCAGAGAGUUGCUCACCAGCGCCCUCAUCAGGCAGAGAGAUGCACAUCGAGCUGUCAACGAUGGACUAGUAAAGAAAAUAGCUGAGACGGUUGAUCUUCAGAAAGAGCUGACCUUGACGUCUGCGGCCACCAGACAGGCUUUAUUCCGCAAACAGAGAGAGGUGGACUGUAUUCGCCACAGUUAUGGAAGAGCACAGGGGCCGGAGUACAGCGGAGACACACUGGCCAGGGAGAAACUGGACCGACCUCUGGUGCGGGUUUACCAGCGACACCCAGGGACACUCUUACCUGAGGCAUCCCGGCUCAUACAGGGCAGCACAGCUUUGAGACGGUGCCUAGAAUCCUCUGAAGCUGAGCUGGCCACCCUGCAGCGCACCUGCCAUCACCUGCUGGAUGACCUACGAAGUAAACAAAAGGCGGCGCAGGUGGACUCUGACGUCAUCCGCAUGCGACGACAUCGAGUGGACAAGCGAGCAAUACCCAAUCUUCUCCAGCAGGUGGCGUACAGAAAACAGCGAUCUCUCUCCAGCACUCAGUAG